GCUCCGGGUUCUUUCCCCGCUCCGCUCCGGGGUAUUUUUCCGCUCCACUCCGGGUUCUUUCCCCGCUCUGCUCCGGAUUCUUUCCCGACUCCGCUCCGGGUUUUGUGGGCGUCCCCGGUUGGUGAUGAUGGCGGCGGAAGGUAACGGCCUUUCCCCGAAUCGCUCCAAAGAUCUUCUGAGGGCGGAGAGUGGCCUUGGUUUCAGGCAGAGCCUCGUGGUGGAUCCAGCUCAUUCCCGGAGUUUAACCCGACCCCAGAUCGUCAGAGUCGGAAGGAGCAGCGUAUUGGACAGACUGCAAAACUUCCUGCCAAAGAUGGCCAGAGCAAAUCAGGAACUCUUAAAGCAAAUGGAGAUAUCCAAACCGGGUCACUUUGACAUUGAGAAUAUAGAGGAUUGUCCCGAUAAGGUGAUUGAAAUGAAUGUGUCUCUGUUUGAGAUGAAUGGUUCUGACGAAAGUGGAGACGAAAAGUUAACUCCUGAGGAUGAGGAUUCUCAGUGCGAGUGUGAUUUGUUUGGGGAAGUUACAGAAGCAAAUCUGAAGCUACACAGAACCCAGAAGCAAGAGAAAUGUAGAAUAGAAGUUCUGUCAAGUGAUGGCACCCAUUAACUAUCCAAAGGAGCCUGGAUUAGGGACGUUGAUUUCUUCACGUUUAAAAGGGAUGCAAGUGAUGCAAUGUCCUGCAUGAUUUCAGAAGAGAAUUGGAUUGUUCAGUCCUCAGUCUCACUGUUAACAGUCACAUUGGACCCAGCAGCAAUCACUAACGUGUCUGAAUGGAUUACUAGAGCAUCCAUUUUAGCCGAGAGACUGAUGGUUCCGGAUCAAUUAUCUUGCAAAGGAAUGGUCCAAAUGAAUGACUUUCCAGCAAAGUAGCACCCUGCACCCGUCAUUGCAUGUUAUUUGUAUACCUCAUGUCAGCUGGUGCACUUUCAACGGCCAAUCAAAACAGGCAGCCUCUGGAUAUAACAGUGCCUGAUGUUCCUGAGCAUUAUAGGUCUGCUCUUCUUGUGAACCAUUUCUAAUGGAAAUAAUUUCACCAAAUGCCCUGGUACUGGAGAAACUGAAAGAAAGCCCUCUAGUAUAAUAAGCUCUGGUUUAGUGUUAAGCUCCGCAAUGACCAGGAAAUAGAUGGACUUAGUUAUUGCUACCCAUUUGAUACAGUCAGUUUAUGGUGUUAGAGAUGUUGAAAAGAGAAUUGCCAAGUGUUGUAGUUUUUGAAAAGUGAAUCAGUAAAAUGAGCACAAUUUUGUAAAAAUGACAUUUGAGGUGAUAACCAGACAUGUAUGAGAAUCUGUACAAUGGGAGUAUUUAACAAAUCAACCAAUUCCCUGCAGAGCUAAUGAAAACUGAUAGCUCACCUUGCUGAGAAAUCUUUGUAAUUAGGAGCUGGGGGAUAAUUUUGUUCAAUUCCAGUAGAUCAUUAAAACAAUGUCCUGUAACUUUUAUUUUUAGAAAAUACUGGUUAUAUUUUGAUAUACCAUGUAAAGUGAUUUGACAGUGACAGUACUAUAUCCUGUAAUCAUUAUAAACAAUCUUGUGUAUUAUAAUCCUUGUGAACAGACUGACUUGCCAAGCCUGUGCUGCAAAUUCACUGGCUCAGGGAUGUGCUUUAUCUGCAACACUGAUCCUUCUCAAUUUGACAGCAGAUCUUCUUCAAAUACAUCAUAGCAGAUUUCAGCUGUAGGUGCUACAUUCGAUUCCUUGAUAGCAUUCAAACAUUUAUCACUUUUGUCUGUCUUGCAACACCAGCUCUGACAAGCCACCCCUUCUGUCAUCAACAUCUCCUGAUCCUGACGCAGCUUAUUGAUGCAUUUUUUUUUCUCUGCCUUUGUGUUUGAAGAUACUUCUUUGAACUCUAUAACCUAAUGCAUUUUUCUAUCAAAUCUGACUGCAGGAAACUGGUAGAAAGGUGGUUCAGCUGUUCUUUGCAGUCUGCAAUCUCAUCACUUGUGCUUGGCUAAUUGAAUCUUUUUUUCUUUAUUCCUCAUUCUUCUCCAAAAGCCCCACCCUCUUGAGUCACCUCCUUAGCAUUCAGUAAGGUACUGAGCAGCUCUGGUUUCUUGUGGUUUAGUGAGACAUUCUGAUUCUGCAUGUGUUGGAGUUGUUAUCUGCCUAGUUGUUGCAGUUUCUGCAGAUGCACUUCUUGUCCAGGUUCAAAUGAUGGAAUUGUUAGUUGUCAUGACCCUGUUUCCAGCAGAGGGUGUAAAACUCUGAUAAGUCUGAAUGUCCAGUUGAACAAAGUGCUCUUCCUCACUGGGGCCUGAUCUUUUCUGAAGAUCAGCCAGUGUGGUUUCCACCUGUUGUCUGCAUGAGGCUUCUUUCAUUUGCAUCCAAAAGUUCCAAAUGACCAAGAAAGAUUCCUUGUGAAGGAUGUAUAAGUAAGGAUAGUGAAAAAUUGAUUAAACUAGGGUUGAGAGAAAAGAAUGAUUUACAGACACAUUCUGUGUAUUAAAAUAAUGGUUUCUUUGUAUGGAUGAAUUACACAUUUUGGUGUAACUAAUUCUGUAUUCAAUAGUUGUUUCAGUAGUAUUGCUGAAUGUGUCUCUUUUCAGCAAUACUCUACUUCUGUAUGAUAACCUUGUAUUAAUUCAUAUUUCUUUUUAAAUAAAAAUUUAUUUGAAUUUAC
Rhincodon typus (whale shark) is the source of this 2624-nucleotide messenger RNA. It is a transcript of the gene nopchap1, whose product is annotated as NOP protein chaperone 1. Gene Ontology annotation, biological process: box C/D snoRNP assembly. The transcript has 4 exons. Gene Ontology annotation, molecular function: box C/D methylation guide snoRNP complex binding. The coding region runs from base 125 to 607 and encodes 160 amino acids. Lineage: Eukaryota; Metazoa; Chordata; Chondrichthyes; Orectolobiformes; Rhincodontidae. The record is from RefSeq and is a predicted model, not a curated record.